Messenger RNA from Capsella rubella, 1126 nucleotides. RefSeq names its product auxin-responsive protein IAA3. The transcript has 3 exons. The coding region runs from base 236 to 811 and encodes 191 amino acids. Gene Ontology annotation, cellular component: nucleus. Gene Ontology annotation, biological process: regulation of DNA-templated transcription. Gene Ontology annotation, molecular function: protein binding. The record is from RefSeq and is a predicted model, not a curated record. Lineage: Eukaryota; Viridiplantae; Streptophyta; Magnoliopsida; Brassicales; Brassicaceae.
CUACCGACAAGCUUAGCUUUUUUCUUCCUUUGUCCUUAAUUCUAAAGAAAAAACAGUUCCUUCUCUAUCAAUCUAUCUUUUUAACUUCUAUAAAACAAAACACUCAGCUUCCACGAAGCCUCAUCUUCAUCUUCAUCAUUAUCAACUUCUCUAUCUCUCUCUCCUUCUUUCCUCUCCUUGAAGCAAUAUAACCAAAAACUUUCUGCAACUCUUAAGGAAUCAGAAGAGAGUUAAAAUGGAUGAGUUUGUUAACCUCAAGGAAACGGAGCUGAGGCUUGGAUUACCAGGAACAGACAAUGUGUGUGAAGAAAAAGAGGUAGUUUCUUGCUGUUAUAAUAACAUUAGCAACAAGAGAGCAUUACCAAGUGCUCUCGAGAAUGAGAUUGAAUCAUCAACGAGGAAGACCGAAACAUCUCCUCCUCGAAAGGCUCAGAUUGUUGGAUGGCCACCAGUUAGAUCAUACAGGAAGAACAACAUUCAGACAAAGAAGAGUGAAUCUGAUCACGAGGUUCAAGGAAGCUAUGUGAAAGUAAGUAUGGAUGGUGCACCCUACUUGAGGAAAAUAGAUCCGAGUUGCUACAAAGGAUACUCAGAAUUGCUCAAAGCUUUAGAAGUGAUGUUCAAAUUCUCUGUGGGAGAGUAUUUCGAGAGAGAAGGAUAUAAAGGUUCAGACUUUGUGCCCACUUACGAAGACAAAGAUGGCGACUGGAUGCUCAUUGGAGAUGUUCCAUGGGAGAUGUUUGUGUGUACUUGCAAGAGACUAAGGAUCAUGAAAGGAUCAGAAGCCAGAGGUUUAGGCUGUGGUGUAUGAGACAAAAGCUUCAAGAAACCUAACAGGGGACACAAGAACCUGAAGAAAACAGAGUUUCUCUUGGUCAAGAGAAGUCUCUCUUUGUGCUCGGGUUGUCGGGUUCGUGGGCAAGAUCUAUGUUCAUCGGAUUGAAUCCAAGUCAUUGCCUUGUUUUACCUCAUCGGUAAAGUAAAUGUAGACAUGCUUAAUGGUCUUAAGCAGAUUAUGUGUAUGACAUUAAAAAAUGUGUUACGCAGAUUGUUCCGAUUUCUUCUACUGAUUGUAGCAGUCUGUUUUGUGUUCUCAUUGAUUAAUGAAGAUUUUCAAGUAAUUCCA